Molecule: messenger RNA, 4902 nt
Organism: Venturia canescens
Lineage: Eukaryota; Metazoa; Arthropoda; Insecta; Hymenoptera; Ichneumonidae
Product: sodium- and chloride-dependent GABA transporter 1-like
Exons: 11
Coding region: 1359-3341 (660 amino acids)
Biological process (GO): sodium ion transmembrane transport
Cellular component (GO): plasma membrane
Source: RefSeq, a predicted model, not a curated record
GGCAAGUCUUGUGAGGUAGGUCGCACCGGUUGAAAAGUGGUUGUAACGACAGGGCAUAAAUUAAUCGAGAUAUUGAAAGCCUCCUAACUGGAGCGACACGAGAUAACGGUCCUUGGAAGUAGCAAACGUGAAAUCAGUGCGGAGAGUGCGAGCGUUUGGAGCGGGCCGGAAAAUACUUUCGUGCGAUUCAUUCGUGGCAACGGAAAUCGCGAAAAUACGCCGGCCGCACGAGACCGAUGACGCAAUCUGUAAACAACCCUUAAAAACGAUUGUACUGAAAAAUGGACUAAAUCGACGACGAGAAAUAAAUAAAAUUACACAAAUUGGAAUUUUCCUUAAAAUCUAAGUUAAAAAUAAUUUGAAUAAAGCCUCAAAACGUUUUUCUGCAUUUUUUCGACCCCCCCCCCCCCCCCGAAAGCAGGCGAUACCCCGGAUCACAAAAUUUCGAAAAAUGAGAUAAAAGUCGUGAGAUAGGGGGAUGCUGGGGCUCCUUAACGUCGUGUUGUGCGUCACUACGCCUCGGGACAAAAAAAAAUUGCACCGCCUAACAAUCGAUGUUCCGGAGACUGAAUUUUUGCACUUCGACCCUGACGUUAUUCCGUCAGCAUAAACGACGGUGAAUAGUAAGAAAAAAUCAUGAUUUUUCACCGACAUUCCAAACGUUCGUGUCACAGGAGUUCAAAAACCGUAUUUCAAGUUUGAAAAAUCUGAUUGCUCCACGUGAGCAAAACACGGGACUCGAGAGAAUACAAACGUGACUAUUGAUUUUGCGCUCAGCAUCCCUGUUACGUGCAAACACACCGUGAAACUACCCUCGCACACUGCCUUAACAGGCCUCGUACGCGAGGCGGACGAACACAGACAAACCACCUGUGUGUGCGACCUUCGAACACGUACGGAUUCCUUCGUUCCUAAAAGAAACACACACGGGUCCAGCCCUCGUGGAAACUAAUCCGCCGUUCUUAAAAUCGUGCUCCAUCACUCGCCUCAUUUUUUAUAUUCGCUUCAAAUAUUUGUUUCCAAUUUGUUUCCAAACACGAUUAGAAGCGGUAGAAAAAUUAAUCAACGUUUUCAGAAUUUUUGUAUCUCAAUUUCGUUUCAGCGUCAAGAUGAAAACCUUUUUCAACUUCUUCAUUCGUCAUAUUCGCUCCAGAAGUUUAUUGCUUUCCUCCCUUUACGAUCUCCACCUUCAUUCACGCGUAGUCGUAAAUUCUUCUUUACUUUUUCUCCUCGAAUGAAACGCAGACAAUAAGACCCCUUCCCGGCUUUGCGACGACUCUCGCACAUCCCGAACUCCCCUCGCGCCGCCCUUCGGGAUGCUGCGCACCAGCGAGAGCCACACAAUCGUUUGAUAAAAGAUGACAGAGAAAAUAUAUUAUUGGGGGGAGGAAAGAGAGUCGGUUGAUCCCGAUCAAACAUUCAUUGAGUUCAAGGCGAAAUCGUCCAAGGUCGGGGAAUCGUCUCGCUCCUCCGUACAUAAAAGGAUCGUAACAAGUCCACCGGGCAAAGGGAACAAUGAAAUUGGAAAUCGCGAGGAGGACGACGAGCGAGGCGGGUGGGACAAUAAGCUCGAUUUUCUUUUCUCCUGCAUCAGCGUUUCCGUCGGCCUCGGGAAUGUUUGGCGAUUUCCUUAUCUCUGUUACAAAAAUGGCGGCGGCGCUUUUCUCGUCACCUACGGGAUCGCCAUGAUAUUCUGCGGCAUUCCAAUAUUCUUUCAAGAAGUUGCGAUCGGCCAGUAUCUCGGCGCGGGUGGGAUGACGUUGGUCGGCCAAUUGUGCCCCCUCCUGCAAGGUGUCGGAUACGCCACGAUGACGAUCGUCUUCUUCCUCGACGUAUAUUAUUGCAUAAUAAUCGCAUGGACCCUCUUCUACCUGAUCGCGACGUUCACAAGGUUGCCCGAGCUGCCCUGGAGCAAUUGUGGCAACUGGUGGAACACCGACAAUUGCUCCGACCUCGUGGCCCACCGGCCGGAAGUUCCCCCCUCGAACACCACCAGCCUCCUGGACGCCAAUAACGCUUCUAGUCGAAUGAACUUCACCGGAAAUGUUACUCUCCAUCACACGACCCCCGUCGAGGAAUUUUGGGAACGGAGAGUGCUGGGAAUGAGCGACGGGAUCGAGGAGAUCGGCGGCAUGCAAUGGGAGCUGCUGGGCUGCCUGACCCUCGGCUGGCUCCUGGUGUACCUCAUCAUCCGACGAGGUCUCCAUCAAAGUGGUAAGGUCAUCUGGUUUUCAGCUUUGUUCCCGUACGUCGUUCUUUUCAUACUUUUGGCAAGAGCCGUUACCUUGGAGGGGGCUCGGGACGGUCUCCUUUAUUACAUCACACCCAGAUGGGAAGAGCUACGAAAGCCUGGCCCUUGGAUCGACGGCGCGACUCAAAUAUUCUUCGCGUACAGCAUCGGUACCGGUGCACUUCCGGCUCUUGGAUCUUACAAUAAAUUUCAUCACAAUUGUUACAAGGACGCCCUCAUCACUUGCGUCGUUAACACGCUGACGUGCCUCCUCGCCGGGUGCGUGACUUUUUCCAUCCUGGGACACAUCGCCAUGGAACAAGCGACCGAGGUCUCCAACGUCGUCAAAAGUGGCCCGGGACUCGUUUUCAUCACUUACCCGGAAGUCGUCCUCAAACUACCGGGCGCCCCGAUCUGGGCGGCCAUUUUUUUCAUCAUGCUCAUUAUUCUGGGAAUCGACAGCGAGUUCUGCAUCGUUGAGUCCUUCAUAACUGGGGUCGUCGACAAUUGGCCGGAGACCCUCCGACCUCACCGCGCCAAAUUCACCAUCGCCAUUUGCUCUCUCAUGUUCUUACUGGGCAUUCCGAUGGUCACGCACGGCGGUGUUUACAUCUUUCAACUGAUGGAUUUCUACUCGGCGAGUAGAAUGUCGAUUCUGUGGGUGUGUUUUUUCCAGACGAUCGCAAUAUCGUGGAUCUUCGGAGCUCAAAAGUUCAGCGACUGCGUUCACCAAAUGAUGGGAAUUCGAAUGAACAAAUUUUGGCACAUUUGCCUGCUCGUGUUCGCUCCGGUUAUCAUGGCGUUCAUUUUCGUUUUUCAAUGCGUCCAAUACACGCCUCUGAAGUACGGAAGCAAUUACGAGUAUCCCACGUGGGCCGAAGUCCUCGGAUUUUUCUUCAGUUUUUCCUCCAUGAUUUGGAUUCCGGGCUACGCGAUUUACUACCUUUUGGCAACUCCUGGCACCGUCAAAGAGAACUUCGCUAAAGGGCUGAAACCGAACAUCAAGUCACGAGCAAAGCUACCCAAAGGGGACCGAACGGCCGUGAUUCCCAUGUCCGAGAGCAGUGCAGGCCUCAUUACAAAAAACAACAGUUUUCUCAGUCAAUCAUGAUUCGUCGAUACUCCACAAUCGUUAGGCUGUCAAUAAAACAAAAAUAACAAUAACGCGACAAACAAAUUAUCUUGAUGAAAUCGUUUUAGAAAAUAAGGAAAAACAGCUAAUUACGAAGGAACCCAGCAAGUGAUAUUUACUAUAAGUGUUAACCGAGUCAAAUCGACGAGCAGAACCAUCGCACGAUUUUCAUUUCAAAAUCGGUUUGCCUAGUGGACUCGACUCUGUCAACCCGAUUAAGGGGGGUGCUGCUUUAGAAAAUUAAAAAAUCGAUUGGUUUCGAGAAUUUUUUUAGAGUAGAAAUAACUCGGCAUAGCGAACUUUUCGGUAUAGUUUCAAGGAUAUUUCUAGAGUACAAAAACACUUUUUUCAUGUGAGGAAUACUAGUUUAAACAUGGUUUAUGCACAAAGUCUGAUUAUCGAAGUUUAUUAGCUGCCGACAAUGUGGAGAUGGUAAAAAAUUGCGAAAUUCUAUAUUUACAGAGCGUUGAAGUCAUGUUCUUCUUUUUAGAAGCAUUUUUUUUCAUACUCGCUGGAAAUAUAGAAUUUCGCAAUUUUUUCGGGGUUUUAUGGGUUCAUGUGGACGGAAAAUAUACGAAAAUGGAGAAAAAAAUGGGAUUUUAUGUUGCAGAUAAAACACAUUAAAAAAAAUGUUUUUGUACUCUUGAAAUAUCCUUGAAACUACACCGAAAAGUUGGCUAUUGUGAGUUAUUUCCGUCCAUUCAAAAACAUCCUCGAAAACAAUCGAUUCUUUUGACUUUCUAAAGCAGGACCCCCUUAAUUUCGUAAUCCAGAAACUCAGUUGAUCCAAACUUUGGCUCAAUGCUUUUGGACCCCCAACAUUUUGGGUUGCGGAAACAUUGAAAUUCACUUGCAAAAGCCAAAGUGCACUUUGUCAGUGCGGUCUCUCGAUUGUCUCCACUACAAAAAAGUUCCCAUGGGCCUAAAUCUUAAUUGCUAAAGUGCAUAACAAAAGAAACGACCAGGCCUAAAAGGAGGCAGAAAAUAUUUGGCUGUUUUGAGUACGAUAAGUGAUUAGGAAAACGUGAAUUUUAAUAUUCCUCCACACGUUUUUCAGCUUAGUAUUCGCAUCGUUGUUUAGCAAUUGUUGAUGAUGUACGACGAAUGAUAUGAAGAGUGUUGAUGGGAGCUCAGAUCUCAUGUUGAUGGAUCCCAAAGUUCCUAAGACCAAAGUAACGUUACUUCGCAGAUUAUUUGUUUUUAUUUCCAAGUGAACUUUCCUUCGUCAUCGGUGGAUCGAAGCCUUUCACGAUCUCAAUAUUUUUCAUUCUUGCCAGACUCCAAAACCAAUGAGGAAAUUGUUUUCUGUUUGAAUGACCAAUGAUCACUUUUGCCUGCUUGAGGAAUGGAUGCUUUGCUACUCGACUUUGCUUUUGGAGAUUGUUGGGAGUCUUGGGAAGUGAGCUGUGGUUUUUUAGCGAAAACGAUGAUUAUCAAGAAAUUUUAAUAUUUUUACUUCACCUCUAACAUUAUAUAAAUCUAAGAUAUUUCUGAUAUGGUAAUCGAUGUAAUUAGAAAAAUAAAUGUGUCUCCAAGACUA